This is a messenger RNA of Cucurbita moschata (crookneck pumpkin), 2823 nucleotides long. Its product is annotated as protein GRAVITROPIC IN THE LIGHT 1. The transcript has 3 exons. Gene Ontology annotation, biological process: response to red or far red light; negative gravitropism. The record is from RefSeq and is a predicted model, not a curated record. Bases 543 to 1979 code for a protein of 478 amino acids. NCBI's taxonomy places the organism in Eukaryota, Viridiplantae, Streptophyta, Magnoliopsida, Cucurbitales, Cucurbitaceae.
GUCCAAUAAGAUCCCGAAAGUUGGCUCUCGUUGUCGGGCUCGUCCCAACACGGUCCUUUUUUACGUCUUUUCACCUAGUAACCCUUGUCCUUUUUCGUCUUUUCACCUGUAUCUCCCUCUUCCUUCCCUGUAUUUCUCUGUCCCUUCCCUCCAUUUCCACUCUCCUCGAUUUCUGAAUUAUUUUUUCUUCCCCCCCCCCUCUCUCUCUCUCUAGAAUUUCGUUUCUUUGAAGCGGCGGUACAGAGAGAAAGAAGCCAUUGAAUCAUCUCGAGUUUUCAGGAGGCGUGUUUUCGAGCUCCGGAGAGAGCACAAAAUCAGAAGCACUUUGAGGACAGCGAAGAGUCGAACUUCUUCUUGCUCAUUUUAAUGGAGGAAAGAGUUAGCGAGUCGGUGAGGUUUCCCUAGGGGUAUUUCUCACGGCGUUUUCUAGUUCCGUUUCCUUGAGAUUUACGUUGCGAUGACUGGUUGACUGAUUGGACUCUCCGUGAUUUCUUGGGCGAUUCAUCGAGACGGUGAUCUGGACAUCUUCAAUCACCCUCAAGAUGGACUCUGUAAAAUCUUCCGCUCUCACUCCAAAUAAGAGUCGAUUGGCAUGCACCUUUACCAAAGUUCUUCAUAUUCGAGCUCUAACUGGGAUAGCACCUGUUCAUGGGACUCAGAAAGUUAAGCCGCAAGAAAAGAUCAGUGAUGAUUGUACAGCAAGUAAGAGUACUGGGAUAGCACCUGUGCACGGGACUCAGAAAGUUAAGCCGAAAGGAAAGAUCAGCGAUGAUUGUACAGCAAGUAAGAGUACAGGUAGUCAAUCUGAGUCUUUUGAUAGUGUCGAAGAAGAGUUCCAGAAUAGAGUCCAAUUGCAAGUAUUGGUAGCAAAAUUGUUUGCUAGUAUCUCAUCAGUCAAAGCUGCAUAUUCUCAGUUACAGUAUGCUCAAUCCCCUUAUGAUGCCGAAGGUAUUCAAGAUGCUGAUCACUAUGUUAUCUCAGAAUUGAAAGUUUUGUCCGAAUUGAAACAGUGUUACCUUAAAAAACUGUUUGAUCCUUCACCAGAAACCACAAUGCUCUUGGCUGAAAUUCAGGAGCAAAAGAGUCUUGUGGGAACAUAUGACAUAAUGGGGAAAAGAUUGGAAUCCCAAACAAGACUUAAGGACUCCGAAAUUAUGUUUCUGAGAGAGAAGAUCGACGAAAUUAGAAAACAGAAUAGGUUGCUUGAGAAAAGAUUAAAUCAAAGUGGGCCGAUUUCUUUCACUGGUGAUCUUCACUCAUCAGGAGUAAACGUGAGGCAUUUCAUUAAAGUUCUUGGGCAUACAAUAAAGUCUGUUCGAAGUUUUGUCCGGAUGAUGGUGGAUGAAAUGAAAUCUGCUGGUUGGGAUGUUAAUGCAGCUGCAACGGAAUUCGAACCCGAUGCUGUUUAUUGGCAUGAUGAUCAUAGAUGCUUUGCAUUCGAGGCAUUUGUUUUCAGGGAAAUGUUCGACUCCUUCCAUAAACUCAAUUUUUCUCUCCCAAAUGAAUCCUUGCCAGAAAAAAGGAAACAGAAGCAAUUUUUCUUUGCAAGAUUCAUGGAGCUGAAGCUAAGGAAAACAAAAGAUUUUCUUUCACAAAAUUCUAGGACAGCCUUUGCCAAAUUUUGUCGGGUUAAGUAUUUGCGACUAGUUCAUCCCAAAAUGGAAUCAUCAUUAUUUGGUAAUUUGGACCAGAGAAGCCUAAUCAGCUCCGGUCAAUUCCCAGAUACAACUUUCUUUGGUACAUUUGCAGAGAUGGCAAGGUGGGUGUGGCUCCUACAUUCGUUAGCUUACUCCAUUGAACCGGAGGCUUCCAUUUUUCAAAUAAAGAAAGGAAGCCGAUUCUCAGACGUCUACAUGGAAAGCGUAAUUGAUGAAAUGUUCCUUUCACCAGAUUCUGACCCAUUUGUAGCAUUCACUGUCGUUCCUGGGUUCAUGAUUGGUAAAACUGCAAUCCAGUGCCGAGUCUAUCUCUCACAAUGACCAUUUCUUUAUUAUGAGAACAACAGUACACUAUCGUUUACCAACAACCACAGGCACCAACUCAAAGAUCAAGCUGUUCAACAAUUUACUUCUCUCGAUUGAACAAAGAUGGUGGACAAGCUGCUGCACAUAUUGUGACGGAGUGGCAAACAUCCUCCUUAGGCGUGCAGUCAAAACGCGAGUAAGUGCAAUUUUCUAGCGAUUUUGGAAGUGAAACCGCGUGAACUAAAGUUAAUUGAAUUGUCUUAUUUAUCUCGAUUGAAAACCAUCCCAUCAAAUUUUGUUAAUAUUAUUAUAGGGUCAGUGACAGAGGAAUGGUCUGGCUGUUGUGCAACAGAACCAGACAAUGCAUGUACAUGUAAGUAGCAAUAACUAUUAUAAAAUUAUAUAUAAAGUUAGAUGCCCCCUUUAAUCUCUCAUUUAUCCCUUGAAUUCUCUGCAAAACUCUGCAACAUAUUGCCAAAAUUCUAUGUAUGGUUCUCCUUGUUUUGAUACCAUCGGUUAGGAUGCUUUCCUGGUUCCAAGAAUCUUCAGUAGUAGUUCGUUUAGCUUUAUUUGACUGCAAAAUCCUUUGUUUAGCAUUAUAAGAUUCCAAUUGCCCCACAUAUUGUACUGUUUUUAUUAGGGUCGGUGAUGUUGGGCCAUGUGACUGCAAAACCUUGCCACAUUCUUUGUUUUCUAUACAAGAACGGCAUUGGCUUGUGAUGGGCUCUUUGAUUUAGUGUCCUCUUGGGAUAAUCCAGUUAGUAUUGGCUUCUCGAUUGUUGAAAAGGUGAAAAGUCUGAUGUAUAUGGACACUGUUUAAACUAAAUCAUAUGUAUUGUACUACCUUAGAUUAUAAAAA